CGUUUGAGAGCGCAGUUAAGAGAUGUAUGCAUGCACAGUGUGUGGUGGAGGCACUGUGGAGAUGUUCACAAACCUCAACUGGAAGAGCGCGGAUUAAAUCCUCGUCUGUUUCGAAUCAAGCAGCUUAAAAAAAAAGCUUCCUCGAAAGGCAUACAGAUGAGUCUGAUCCUGUUUGCCAUGUGAGGAGUGAUAUGUAAGCCCAGGUGUCAUCCCACCUUGCGGGUGGUGGGGAGAAGAAAUGCUGUGCUCCAUUGCCAUGACAACAAGACUUAUCUUUCUAACCUGGCUUGUACAGACAAGUGCAUGGGGCACUCCCAUUGUGCCAGUGCCCGAGACAGGGGAGAGGGAGCGGCUGGAGCGGGCACUAAACCAUUCCAAGCAGGGCGUGAUGAACUCCAGUGGCCAGCAGCGCCUGGAGGAGAUUGAUAACCUAGGACUGGAAGGGGUGAGAGGAGGGAACAGAACAAGCAGCAAAAUGAAACCCACCUGGAGCUCCUUAAAGCGAGGAUCCAGACUUCAGGGAAAGACACAGGAGGUCUGGGCAGAGCAGAACUCUGUAAAGAAAACUGAUGAAGACCCAACAGUAGAGGCCAAUGCCUCAGUGGACACCACUGAUGAGUAUGCUUACCCUGAUUAUAGAGGCAAGGGCUGCAUGGACGAGACAGGGUUUGUGUUUGCCAUUGGUGAGAAGUUCACGCCUGGACCCUCCACGUGUCCUUGCCUGUGCACAGAAGAGGGACCCCUGUGUGACCAGCCAGAGUGUCCAAAAGUCCACCCUCGUUGUCUGCGUGUGGACACCAGCCAGUGCUGUCCUCAGUGUAAAGAACAGAAGAAUUACUGUGAAUUCAGAGGAAAGACCUACACGUCACUGGAGGAGUUCAAGGUGUCUCCAUGUGAGAAAUGCCGAUGUGAACCCAGUGGGGAGGUUUUGUGUUCUGUGUCAGCUUGCCCGCAGACAGAGUGUGUGGAUCCCGUAUAUGAGCCUGACCAGUGCUGCCCAGUGUGCAAGAGCGGACCCAACUGUUACGCAGACACUGCAGUGAUCCCAGCAGGCCGCGAGGUUAAGAUUGACGACUGCACCAUCUGCUACUGCACGUAUGAGGAAGGCACCUGGCGCAUUGAACGGCAGGCCACCUGCAGCAGGAAUGAGUGCCAACGAAGCUAGAGCUACCUAGUGCUCACACCACAUCCAGCCUUCACGGAGACAGCUGUCAGUCAGGAGGAGGCAACCCAGCUGGGCUCUGUAACGGCCCAACAGCAGCACUGUGUCUCACACACUGCUGGGAUUUUGGGGGUAUUACAUCUGUCAUGACUGUUUGUGACAGCUCGUCACGAUCUGACCUCAGCCUGUCAGUAGCAUUAUCAGUUAGCCUCGGAGAAAGGCCAGUGGCCAGGCCACAUUGUUCUACAUUCCUCAUGCCGUUUCAGAGCCUGAAAUAUGACAUAAAGUGUCAUGUAAAGUGCUGUGUUCCUGAUACUGUUAUAUAUUCGCAAGCUGGAGCAAGGGGCAUGGGGGGAUCAAUUCAGUUAUAUUACUACAUAAACUUUGUAAUGAGAUUUGUAACUAGUGUAAUAAAAGAUAUUUAUUUACAUAUGUAUUGAUAAAAUUACAGAGACAGGAGGAUAUUUGAUUUACAGUUAAAUUAUAUUUUUUAUAGUUACUGUAUUUUGAUAUGUUGUCAUAUAUGUAACAGGGUCAGACUUUAGUGCUACUCAUUAGAAUGUAUGCAGAAUAAACAGCUGUCACUGCGGAUGAAGGCAAAACAUUGUCAGACGUCAGGAAGACAGGCUGUAGCCAGCAAUCAAAUGAUAAACACACUUCUCAGCAUGUUCCACAGCACAACGGAUGUGAUAACAGUUUAAGCAAAUUAAAGGGGAAAAAAUAGGAGCUGUUUAUGAUGUUUAUAUCUUAGGUUUUUCUUGUGUUCUGAACUGAAGUGCAUUUUAACAAGAAGGUGUUUCUGUAUUUGUGUUUACAUGUUUCAAAUAAAUCAAGUUACACUGUGCA
This is a messenger RNA of Pangasianodon hypophthalmus (striped catfish), 2008 nucleotides long. It is a transcript of the gene vwc2, whose product is annotated as von Willebrand factor C domain containing 2. NCBI's taxonomy places the organism in Eukaryota, Metazoa, Chordata, Actinopteri, Siluriformes, Pangasiidae. The record is from RefSeq and is a predicted model, not a curated record. Bases 239 to 1165 code for a protein of 308 amino acids. The transcript is spliced from 4 exons. Gene Ontology annotation, molecular function: protein binding. Gene Ontology annotation, cellular component: AMPA glutamate receptor complex. Gene Ontology annotation, biological process: negative regulation of BMP signaling pathway.